Molecule: messenger RNA, 760 nt
Organism: Drosophila simulans
Lineage: Eukaryota; Metazoa; Arthropoda; Insecta; Diptera; Drosophilidae
Product: protein PRRC2A
Exons: 1
Coding region: 183-737 (184 amino acids)
Source: RefSeq, a predicted model, not a curated record
AUCCGUUUUCCCGUGAUCCACAGGUACGCGGUGGGAAAAUCUUUGCCAUUUGUGCCAAUCCGUUUUUGUGGGAGGCUCUGCGAAUUACCUAAUGUUGCAUAAAACGGAUGACCAGGAGGAGGGGCAGCACAGUCAUCUCGAGGACAGCAAAGCGUACACCACUACUCUGAUAUCAAUCGAGAAUGGAUAACUAUAACCACAAGAAAUUCACUGGAGCUCUGAAGCGAAAGCGCAGCAUGGAUGCGGACUCCGAUGACGAUGUGGUCUUCAUCAUGGAGCAGCCGGGCCAACGAACUCCAGAGCAGCCACAGCCCAAGCGACGCUUCUUCCGACCCUGGUUGGAUGAGUCCCCGGAAGAGGAGCAACCACAGCCGCCACGUAAGAUUGUCGCCACAACGACACCGCCGCCACCGCAAGUGGAUGCCACCUACCACGCCAACAUGGUGCGCAAUCACCACAAGCGCCGCCAGCGCAGUCCGCAGGAGCAACUGCGUCGGGAUCGCAACACCUUGGCCAGCCUGCGCCACCGACGCUCCCAGCAGCAACAGCAGCAGCUCAUCGAACAGCAGUACCUGACCAGCCGCAUCCAGCACGAGGCCAAUCUGCAGCAGCAGAUCCGCCUGAGCCUCUACUACGUGCGCUUCCUGCAGCAGGCGAUGGCCUCCACGGAGCCACUGCCUCCCACGCAGCCAAGGCACAUGAUGCCGCGCCAACAGACCACCACCCAGCAUCCUUGAAGGGUGGACAUGGAGCUAGGACU